GCCGUGGAAUCCAGAGCUCAUCCCAUCUUCUCCUCCGUCUAAAUUCCGAGAAAGCGAUACGCUAAAUUCGAUCCCUUCGCUCUUAAAUUUGCAGUCUCCAAGAAAGCGAAACACUGAAAAUCAACACGAAAAUCGUCAGAUUUUCAACCCAUUUUCAUUUUCAUUUUCCUUUUUUUCUUUUUUCUUUCCCUAAAACUGGAGGAGCCCAGCUGAUUUUUGGGUUCUCCCAGAUCACGACGAGGGCUCCGUCGGAAAUCGCCGUCGGAACCGCCGUGAUUUGGCUUCGUAAACUUUCCGGCGACCUAUUUGGGAUCUUUUUCCCGAGUUAUGCAUAGAUCUGAACCCGCCAUGGCUUGGAACGUCUUUAAGUUCUGUACGGCCUUUCGAGGUCUCGGUUCGAUCAUGAUCCUUUUGGUUCUUGGAGUUGUCGGUGUCACUUAUUACGCCGUCGUUUUGACGAACUACGGCCCCGCUCUCUACGACGGCGGCCUCGAUUCUCUCAUUGCUCUCGCCGUUUUGAUCUCCUUCCAUUGUUUGUUGGUGAUGCUGUUAUGGAGUUACUUCUCUGUUGUUUUGACUGAUCCGGGUUAUGUACCGACCAAUUGGAGGCCUGCUUUUGAUGAAGAACGAGCCGAAGGCGACCCGUUAAAUACAAUGGAGUUUAGUAUUUUGCAUCCCGAGCUAUCGAAUCAACGAAUACGAUAUUGUCGAAAAUGCAAUCACUUGAAACCACCCCGCUGCCAUCACUGUUCUGUUUGUGGGCGUUGCGUAUUGAAGAUGGAUCAUCACUGCGUGUGGGUCGUUAAUUGUGUAGGAGCUUUGAAUUACAAAUACUUCCUUCUGUUUCUGCUGUAUACUUUUUUAGAGACGAGUCUCGUGACUUUGUCGUUGCUACCACACUUCAUCACAUUUUUCAGUGAAGGAGAGAUACCCGGAACCCCUAGUACCCUUGCCACGACCUUUAUCGCCUUUGUCUUGAAUCUGGCAUUCGCGUUGAGUGUUAUGGGGUUCUUGAUCAUGCACAUAUCUUUGGUGGCUGCAAAUACUACAACAAUUGAGGCUUAUGAGAAAAAAACGACUCCUAAAUGGCGAUACGACCUUGGUCGGAGGAGAAACUUUGAACAGGUGUUCGGUAUGGACAAACGCUACUGGUUGAUCCCAGCUUAUUCAGAAGAAGAUUUACGACGAAUGCCAGCACUCCAAGGUCUCGAAUACCCGUCGAAGCCCGAGUUAGAAUCACAAGAAUUCUAGGAAGCCCUCAAGCAAACCCACGUAACUUAGUCGUCGUGCAAGGGAAAUAUGGAGUUCCCAGCCAAACCGAACACGAUCCUCAACCCAAUUCUAGCACAACAACAUUCGUUCUCACACACGAUAGAAAGGGAGAGGGGGAGAGGCAUCGGACAAUGAAGAACAUCGACAGGCAGAACGUGAACAGGUUUUAAGGUAGUCGGGUUAGCUUGAGCUCAAUACUUGUUCUAAAAUAACAUAUUUUCGGGACGGUCGGUCGGAGAACCUCGAGAAUUGGCGAAAAUGGCAAUGUUUCCAAAUGUGCAAGAGGCUUUUCCCUGUAAUCCUUUGUUUCUAUAGUUGUUGAUACCACGGGUGACCGGACAA
Molecule: messenger RNA, 1614 nt
Organism: Cucurbita moschata (crookneck pumpkin)
Lineage: Eukaryota; Viridiplantae; Streptophyta; Magnoliopsida; Cucurbitales; Cucurbitaceae
Product: probable protein S-acyltransferase 14
Exons: 7
Coding region: 328-1251 (307 amino acids)
Biological process (GO): protein targeting to membrane; peptidyl-L-cysteine S-palmitoylation
Cellular component (GO): Golgi apparatus; endoplasmic reticulum
Molecular function (GO): protein-cysteine S-palmitoyltransferase activity
Source: RefSeq, a predicted model, not a curated record